CAGGUCACUAUUGUACAGGCAUGCUUUUUGCUUCACGAAGCUUCUGUUGCCUUGGUGUUAGACCAUCCCAACUAGGAACGGAUUUGCUUUCCAGAUCCAGAAAACUUUCGGCCUCUGCAACAAUGGCCUUCAGACACAAAAACACAAGACGAAUUGAAGGUCUUGAUAGCAAUAUUUGGGUUGAAUUUACAAAAGUGGCAGCAGAUCCCUCAAUUGUUAAUCUUGGUCAGGGCCUUCCUGACAUAUCCCCUCCCAGCUACGUUAAAGAAGAGCUUGCAAAGGCAGCAGCAGUUGACAGACUGAACCAGUACACAAGAGGCUUUGGACAUCCGUCACUGGUGAAAGCCUUGUCUCAAGUGUACGAGAGAGUUUGUGGAAGAAAGAUUGAUCCUCUCACAGAUAUCCUGGUGACCGUGGGAGCUUAUGGAUCUCUCUUUAGUACAAUACAGGCAUUAAUUGAAGAGGGAGAUGAAGUAAUAAUAAUAGAGCCAUUUUAUGACUGUUAUGAACCAAUGGUACGGAUGGCCGGUGCAAAGCCUGUUUUUAUCCCACUGAGAUAUAAAAAUGGUGGAAAAUCUGUAUCUAGUUCUGAUUGGGUCUUAGAUCCUGCUGAACUUGCAAAUAAAUUUAAUUCGAAAACAAAAGCAAUUAUUCUGAAUACCCCGCACAACCCUAUAGGCAAGGUGUUUACAAGAGGAGAGCUCCAGGUAAUAGCUGAUCUCUGUAUUAAGCAUGAUACCCUGUGCAUCAGUGAUGAGGUGUAUGAAUGGCUGGUCUACAAAGGACAUAAACACAUUAAAAUAGCUACGUUGCCAGGUAUGUGGGAAAGAACAAUAACGAUAGGAAGUGCUGGAAAAACAUAUAGUGUGACUGGUUGGAAGCUUGGUUGGUCUAUUGGCCCCCAGAACCUGAUUAAGCAUUUGCAAGUUGUUCACCAGAAUACACUGUAUGCUUGUCCAACUCCAUUACAGGAGGCAUUGGCACAAGCAUUUUGGAUAGACUAUAAACGCAUGGAUGACCCAGACUGCUAUUUUUACUCACUGUCUCGAGAGCUGGAGAGCAAGCGUGAUCGGAUGGCUCAGCUACUGCAGGGAGCUGGACUGCAGCCUGUCAUUCCAGAUGGAGGAUACUUCAUGAUUGUUGAUGUUUCUACAUUAAAUGUGGAUCUUUCUGAUGUAGAUGAGAAACAACCUUAUGAUUAUAAAUUUGUCAAAUGGAUGAUAACAUCUAAGAAGCUGUCAGCAAUUCCUCUUUCAGCAUUCUGUGGUCCUGAGACAAAAAGGCAGUUUGAAAAAUAUAUACGUUUCUGCUUCAUUAAGAAAGACAGCACACUAGAUGCAGCUGAAGUGAUCCUGAAGAACUGGAAUAAGCAGACUGCCUGAUUUUUCUCAUUAAUUCUUCCAUCCGGUAUAAUUAUCUAAUAGGUUUUUUUUUAAUUGCAAUUGUAAGAAUGAGUUACUUAAACAGUACCAAAUUAAUAUGGCAUUCUAAGUAACUUCAUGCUGCUGUUUCCUGAGUUAAAACAAUGAUUUACUGAAAUAUGUUUAUUGCAACUAAGAGGUUUUUUCAAAAUAACUUUUUUCAUUUUAAAAAAAGUUUUAAAGAUCAUGCUUCUCUCAGCUACAAAGCACAAUUCUCAAGUAUUUUUUAAAACCCAGUUUGUACACUCUAAGAUUUUCCUGAGAUAGCUGGGUUAUUAGCAUGUGAGCAUAUAUGAAAUUGGGUUAUGUGGCCUCAUGACAGUACAGGUAUUAAGAGUUCUUCCAUUCACCUCUCUUUACAAUAUUUUCAUUGCUCUGUUAAAAGAACAAAGCACCUCACUGCUUCCAAAAGAUUUUGAUGUAACACUCUUGUAUUACUCUCAUUGGCAAAGGAAAGAAAAAGCAUAUGCAAGGCUGAAGAGGGAAGUAAGAAAACUAUAGCAAAAGAAUUUUUCCAUUGUUAUGUUUGACUGUUUCAAAUAUCUCAUUAGUAUGGUAAUAACUCACCUGCUAAAGCACCAGCUUUGAGUUGAGACACACAGGUGGCUGAUGUUUAAAGAAAGCUCUGUGUUGUGUAUAGGUGUAGAGCCUUACUCAGGUGUGUUGGUUUUGGCUGGGAUGGAGUUCAUUUUCUUCACAGUAGCCAGCAUGGGGCUGUGGUUUGGAUUUGUGCUGGAAACAGUGAUGAUAACACAGGGAUGCCUUCGUUACUGCUGAGGGAGCCGUGCUUACACACAGUCAAGGCCUUUUCUGCCCUUCAGACUGUCCUGCCAGAGAGCAGGCUGGGGGUGUACACGCAGCUGGGACAGCCGACCCCAGUGAUAUUCCAUACCAUAUGAUGUCAUACUCAGCAAUAAAACACAUGAGGUUGAUGAGGAGGCAGCUGCUUGGGGACUGGCUGGGCAUUGGUUGAUUGGUGGUGAGCAAUUGUUUUCACUUGCAUCACUUGUCUGUCUUGGGUUUUGUUUUCCUCUUUUAUUUUUUUCCUCUUUCCGAUAUAAUUUUAUAAUGAUUUAUUUUUAAUUAUUAAAUUGUUUUGAUCUCA
Molecule: messenger RNA, 2526 nt
Organism: Columba livia (rock pigeon)
Lineage: Eukaryota; Metazoa; Chordata; Aves; Columbiformes; Columbidae
Gene: KYAT3
Product: kynurenine aminotransferase 3
Exons: 13
Coding region: 21-1382 (453 amino acids)
Biological process (GO): biosynthetic process
Cellular component (GO): mitochondrion; cytoplasm
Molecular function (GO): L-kynurenine:2-oxoglutarate transaminase activity; pyridoxal phosphate binding
Source: RefSeq, a predicted model, not a curated record